GCCCCAGGAGCCGCCUGCGGUUUCCUAGUGGAUUCCAGCUUCUCCCGGGAGUGGAGAGCGCACACAGGGUUAAGUUAGUUCCCUCCCUGGUAGGAGGGAGAGGAGGGGGAGGGGAAAGAGAGGCGUACAGUCUGAGGCUGGGUACCUUGUAGUUAGUUGUAUGUUGGGAACCUGUCGCCUUCACUUGCGCGUUCGGUAUCAUCCAUUGUCACCGCGGAGGACGGAGCGCUUGGAGAUAACAGCCGUGCCCGCAAUCUCCAUCUCCGCGCCAAGGCACCGAUUUGUCCCUGCUCAGGGUGCACUGUUGUGCCCGCACCAAGUGUCCAGCAGCGACAAGGUGGCAUCUCCGUCUGGUCCACCGAGACCCAGGACCAGGGCAGCAGUUCUCAACGAUGGGCAGGAGGGACCUUGGCGGCGACCCCUAAAACAAUACCAUGCCCCCGGAGCCCCACUGCUGCCGAGCCAGCUUCUUCCCUUUCCACCUCCCCGAUCCUGUGGGAUUCGGAUGAGCCCAUUGCGAGGAGACUCGGCCGCCAGUUGUUUGGAUUUCUCCCAGAGUAUUUGUGGCUGAAAUUCCUUUUGGACUCUGAGCUGCCUUUUUUCGCAUAAGCUUUGGACUGGAAUCAAUAGAAUGUCAAGAUGCCAGGCACAUUCUGCCUAAUAGCAGCAGAUUGCAGCUUGCGCUUAACCACGAGAUCAGUAGCCUGACCCCCAGCAGAAGACGGGAGUUCUGUCCGCCUGACUUGGGCGAGUGCUGUAAAGGCCGGUAGUUUGCCAUCACCCGCUGCCUAUGUGGAAAAUUUUCCCUAUUGAAUUUUUUUGCACAUGGAGCACAGCAACAAAGAAGGCAGCAUAGGCUGAUGAGAUCAGAGACAUUGGGAAGAUUAUUUCAACAUCGGCCCUCAGGACAUUCUCUCUAGCCAGCGUUCUGGACUUUGGCAGGACCCUGCCCGUUCUGAUUUUCCUGCCUGGUUUUUAUUUUUUCUUUUCCCCGCCACAUUGUGUUUCGUUUCUGUGUUUCAGAAAUGGGCUUACAGACUACAAAGUGGCCCAGCCAUGGGGCUCUUUUCCUGAAAUCUUGGCUUCUGAUUUCCCUGGGGCUCUAUUCACAAGUGUCAAAACUCCUAGCCUGCCCUAGCGUGUGCCGCUGUGACAGGAACUUUGUCUACUGUAAUGAGCGAAGCUUGACCUCAGUGCCUCUUGGGAUCCCGGAGGGCGUAACCGUACUCUACCUCCACAACAACCAAAUUAAUAAUGCUGGAUUUCCUGCAGAGCUGCACAGCAUCCAGUCCGUGCACACGGUCUACCUUUAUGGCAACCAACUGGAUGAAUUCCCCAUGAACCUUCCCAAGAAUGUCCGAGUCCUCCAUCUGCAGGAAAACAACAUUCAGACCAUUUCCCGAGCUGCUCUUGCUCAGCUCCUGAAGCUCGAAGAGUUACACCUGGAUGACAACUCGAUCUCCACAGUCGGGGUGGAGGAUGGGGCCUUCCGGGAAGCUGUAAGUCUCAAAUUGUUAUUUCUGUCCAAGAACCAUCUGAGCAGUGUGCCUGUUGGCCUUCCUGUGGACUUACAGGAACUCAGAGUAGACGAAAACCGCAUUGCUGUCAUAUCAGACAUGGCCUUUCAGAACCUCACGAGCUUGGAGCGUCUGAUUGUGGAUGGGAACCUCCUGACCAACAAGGGCAUUGCUGAAGGAACCUUCAGCCAUCUCACCAAGCUCAAGGAAUUCUCAAUAGUGCGCAACUCGCUCUCCCACCCACCUCCUGAUCUUCCAGGUACGCAUUUGAUCCGGCUCUAUUUGCAGGACAACCAGAUAAACCACAUCCCUUUGACAGCCUUCUCCAAUCUCCGUAAGCUGGAGCGGCUGGAUAUAUCCAACAACCAGCUGCGAAUGUUGACCCAAGGUGUCUUUGAUAAUCUCUCCAACCUGAAGCAGCUCACUGCUCGGAAUAACCCAUGGUUUUGUGACUGCAGUAUUAAAUGGGUCACGGAAUGGCUCAAGUACAUCCCUUCGUCUCUCAACGUGCGGGGAUUCAUGUGCCAAGGUCCUGAACAAGUCAGGGGGAUGGCUGUCAGGGAGUUGAAUAUGAAUCUUUUGUCAUGUCCCACCACCACCCCAGGCCUGCCUAUCUUCACCCCAGCCCCCAGUACAGUUUCCCCCGUGACUCAAUCUCCUACACUCUCUGUUCCAACCCCGAGCAGAAGCCACACACCUCUAGCUCCUACUGCAACCAAACUUCCCACCAUUCCAGACUGGGAUGGCAGAGAAAGAGUGACUCCACCCAUUUCUGAGCGGAUCCAGCUCUCCAUCCACUUUGUGAAUGACACUUCCAUUCAAGUCAGCUGGCUCUCUCUCUUUACUGUGAUGGCGUACAAACUCACCUGGGUAAAAAUGGGCCACAGUCUGGUGGGGGGCAUUGUUCAGGAGCGCAUUGUCAGUGGUGAGAAGCAGCACCUGAGCCUGGUUAAUUUAGAGCCCAAAUCCACCUAUCGGAUUUGUUUAGUGCCACUGGAUGCUUUUAACUACCGUGCCAUGGAAGACACCAUCUGUUCGGAAGCCACCACCCAUGCCUCCUAUUUGAACAAUGGCAGCAACACUGCUUCUAGCCAUGAGCAGACCACAUCCCACAGCAUGGGCUCCCCUUUUCUGCUGGCGGGCUUGAUUGGAGGCGCGGUAAUAUUUGUGCUCGUGGUCUUGCUUAGCAUCUUUUGCUGGCACAUGCACAAAAAGGGGCGUUACACCUCCCAGAAGUGGAAAUACAACCGGGGCCGGCGGAAAGACGACUAUUGUGAGGCAGGUACCAAGAAAGACAACUCCAUCCUGGAGAUGACAGAAACAAGUUUUCAGAUUGUCUCCUUAAAUAAUGAUCAGCUCCUUAAAGGAGAUUUCAGACUGCAGCCCAUUUACACCCCAAAUGGGGGCAUUAAUUACACAGACUGUCAUAUCCCCAACAACAUGCGAUACUGCAACAGCAGCGUGCCAGACCUGGAGCACUGCCAUACGUAACAGCCAAAUGCCUGGUGACAGCAAGGCGGACAACCAAACUCUUGGGAACACACAUGUGUGUGCACAUAAAGACACGCAAAUUACAUUUGAUAAAUGUUACACAAAUGCAUUUGUGCAUUUGAAUACUCUGUAAUUUAUACGGUGUACUAUAUAAUGGGAUUUAAAAAAGUGCUAUCUUUUCUAUUUCAAGUUAAUUACAAACAGUUUUGUAACUCUUUGCUUUUUAAAUCUUAAAAAAAAUAGUUGCUGAAGUACUGUACAGGGUUGUACAAUGAGAACCCAACGCCAAGGCAAAAGAACGAAUGAUUCUUCCUUAUGAUGCACAUUAACCACUUUGCUGUUGGCGCUGUCAGAAUGAAUUUCUUUCUUAGAGCUGAGGAUCAGGUGAAAGGGCAGAUUCAGAUGGACUCCUUAGGGUAAGAAGAAUAAUAUGAGUAAAGCAAGAAAUGGCCCAGAUAUUUUCAUGCUAUUUCUAUACCUCCUGGUCUGCAAGAAAAGUAAAAAGAAAAAAAAAAUCACCUAAUAAAAGAAGGAAGGUAGUUACCCUGAUUUGAUCCAGAGCAGGAAAUGCAGAGAACAUGAAGAGAUGAGUUCCCAUGAGAUAAGUUAACCCACCUGACAGUUUCAAAAUAAUCGAAAGGAGGUUGGCAAAGAUCCUAAAACCGAGGGGUUGGCUUUCUGAUUGGAAUUUAAAAACCACUCUUGAUGCUUCUCUGGUCCUAGGUGAUAACAGAGCAAGAGACCUGAGUAUGGUUUCAGUCAUGUUCAGGGACAUGUAUGAUCAGUCCUAGCAAGAAAACUCCCUUAAUGCGUGUCACUAUUUAAAUCAUAUGUCAGGUUGAAUCACAUUCAACAGAGAUAUAUUCUAGAAUACUUUUUUAGAAGAAGAUAAUAAAAUAAUUGGAAGAAUUAUAUUGAAUGGAAUUAUUUUUGAUAACAAGAAUUAUUUGGGUAGUUUCACUGAGGCUAUAUCAACAUGAUAUUCAGACCAACAAAAGAAAUAGUGUUUGGAAUAUAUUAAAAUGACUUGUUACUUAAAAAAUUACUGCUAGACAAAAAGAUUGAUGAGUGAUUCUAUUAUACUAUAUCAACCAACUUCAUUACUGUCAUGUUGAAAUAGCUUGAAUUAAUACCUGUACCCCUUCCCAAAUUCUUGUCUUCCAAUCAUCUUGCAUAUAUUUUUGUAAUUAAGUUGUUUGUGCCACCUUUGUUUUUUUCCUCCUCUGCUCAAUAUUUCAAAAAAAAUAUGGAUAUCAGUUUGGGUUGCACAACAUAUUCAAAUGUAGUCUUACAUUUUAAGAUGCAUACUAAUUUUCACUGCUGAUAAAGACACAUCAGAGAUAAGAGAAUGCAUAUUUUUGAAAGCAAUACCAGGUUUUCACCUUGGAUUGACUUUGAUUCUCUUCCACGAUGGAACCCAUUUGUUCUUUUUCAAUCAUGGAUGUUCCUCUGAUUUGGGUUUAAUUAACCUUAUAUUGGCAGGACCACUGAUACAAAAUGAGCGAGUCAGAGAAUUAAGGCUUUCCCUAAUUUUGCUGAGCUAAUGGGCUAAAUGCAGAAGGCACAGGAAAAAGUGUGAUGUUUUUGCUUAUUACUAGGUAGUUUUGAAGUACAUCCAUCUUUAAAAAAUAGAAAUGAUCUACUUUAAUCCUUGGCAUCCCUUAGAUAUAGAAGGGCUAUAGAUCACAUCCAUCACUUAAAAAAAAUACAGCCUUGGAAAACUCAUUUCAAAAUUACAUUGAGAAAUUUCACUCUGUGUUUCAUAUUUUAUUUACAACUGAUCAUUAUUCUAGGGACUCAUGAAAUGUGUGUCACCAUCAUCUUGCUUUCUCUCUUUCACAGCAAAAUAAAACUGUGAUAUGUCUCCUUUGUAAAGGUUUAGGUAUAAAAUGCUAUGCAAGUUUUUCUUUAUAGUAAGAGCUUUAUUUUCUUUAAUAAUAUACCCAAAUUUAUAUGUUUUAAUCUCCUUCAUCCCUCAGAGUAAGCAGAAAAUAUAACUGAAGCUAUAAAGUUGUAGACGCAAGAUCUGAAACUGCAGUCAGUAGAGCUGAACUUAGCGAUGGAUUAAUCUAAAUUAAUUCUAAAGUGACUCUGGUUUCCAUUUUAGGCUAUUAGCUAGAGGGUUUUGGCUGUUGUUUUAAAGAUAGGUCCACACAGUAAAGGAAUAAGACAAUCUGUAAGGAUGAUCGGUAAGUCAUCAGAAAUCAGGACAAUGACAUGGGGCUUUGUGUAUGUAGCUGAAGAGUUCCCUUCCACUGUCCUCUUCCCCUUGGCUGUGUAGAUAAAACUGUGUUCAAAUGUGGUACUUUUACUUUUUUGACAAUUUUAAUUUCUGUUAGCCACAGAAUAAUCAUUUUCAUGUAUUUGUAUUGUAUGUUUAACUUCUGGUGGAAUCUUCAACUGUUCAAACUUCUUUGCUUUGGGCCAGGAAAAAAUAAGAAUGGAGAGUUUCCUAUAAUAUUUUGUCAGAUUUGCAGAGUUAUUUGGGCUUUAUGUGGUACUGUGGAGACUCGGUCAUGUGAAAUACUUAAAGUGGCCUGAAAGAGUCUCCCAUUUAGCAGGUGUUCCUCAAAAGAUGGAACCAAAUCACAGCCUUUAUUCUGAUCUUGUGUGCAACAUGGCCAAGAUUGCUACAAUUAAAAUCAGAGCUCUGUUUGUAAUAACCUACCUGAGGCUCUCACCUACACCUGGAUAGAGAGCACGUCACGGAAAGCUCUGAUCUCUAAUGCAUCUCAUGAAGAUUGCUGAACAGCCCUUCCUCAUGGAUGUUACCUUGGCAUUUAAGUCAUAAGAAUGUGUUUCACAGCUACAUAUGCUUUGUAUUUGGGCCUCUGUUGCUAUCAUUAUUAUGUGUUUUGAUGUGAUUAGUCAAGGGUCAAGGUUGACAUUGCAGGCCAAGGUCCUAAGACAAAGCUGGCUUACAAAGAAGUUGUUACUAUCUGACCAGCUGAGAUAUUCUUGACUCUUGUCACACUGUACAGAUGAAAUUCCAAAAGCAAAAGGCAUACCUAUGGUCACACAGUUUUAAUAGAUAGCUACUCAUACCCAAGAUAAUCACUGAUGCUCUGUUGUCGGGGGAGAUGUGUAAUCAUGGCGACAUCAGAGGCAGUGCCACCAUGCUGCCUGGGAAAAUGACAGGCCACAUAGAGCAGUGUUCCUCGAACUAUGUUCUGUGUUUACAAAGUGGGAAACAGUCUCCCUUGUGAGAAAUAAUGCCAUCUCUUAAUUAUCCAGAUGUUUAUUGAAACUAUAUUAGACAUUUCCCCCUGAGAUUAUAAACAGAAAGUGUGAUAUGAGCAGUCUGAGAAAAAGUCAUAAUGAAGUAGCUGAUAUUACAUUUCCGUGUCCUACUCAUGUGGACCGUAAUGGUCUUAGUCAUUUCGUGUAAAUCAGAACUUCCUUCUCCGCUGGGGAAGACAAGCCCCUCAGGUUGGGAGCAAAGUUUCCCAUCAAAACAUAAGGCACAUUUGUCCUCUGCAGGGAGCAGGUGUUGCAUUGACCAGCAGACCUCAGCUGCAGCAUCUGGAACAGCUUUGACAGUGAAGCGGUUAAUUAUCUUUGCUGUUUUUGUUUAUAGCAUUUUUGUCUAACCAAUAGCCAGAAGACAUUACAUUUUACUUUACAACAUGAGAAUAACACAUUUGCUUGUCCCUUUCUUUGCCAGCGUGGAAAAGCAAAGCUUAAAAGCAUGUCCGAUUGAGAAAAAUCAUAUGCAAAACACAAUUCCCAGUUCUUGAUCUUUGUGAAUCUUGCCUGGUACUCUUCUUCAUGUUAAAAUACUAAUGAUAGGAAACCCUAGAUUGUAUCCUUCUCCAGUAUCUUCAGCAAGACUGAAUGACAGUUGCUGGCAAUGAGAGAAGCUUUUCACUGAUGGGGGAAGUUUUGUAUGUAUAUGAUGCUGUUGUUAAGACAGAUCCGAUUCUUUUCCUGUAGUUUUUGUUUUCAUAGCUGCACACCCACUAGAAGAGCACAAAGCAAGGCCAUUGCAAUAAGCAUUUUAAUUAGUAUAAAACACCCACAUGUGUGCACACAAAUAUACAUGAGGGCAUAUUCAAAAGUGUCCAGGGAUGUAAGAUUUGUUAGCAAUUAAAACAAGGUGAGGCAUCCCCAGUGUGUAUCGCCCACGGGACUGAUAUUAUAUUCACUGAGAGUUAAUCCUGAUGAUUUGUUAUUGUUUGAACUACAUGUUGAUUUGCUUCUGGUUUGUGUUUAGUGUGUUCUCUCUGACAAGGGACUGUGAGGGGCUGGAAGAUUCUGAUCACACAUCCUCUGAGACCUACCAUGUCGCACACUUUGUUAACUGCAAACUUCACUCUACACUAUACAGUACCUUGUUGAUAUAUUGAGUAAAGGCUUAUUUUAAAAGAAAACCA
This is a messenger RNA of Cavia porcellus (domestic guinea pig), 7381 nucleotides long. RefSeq names its product fibronectin leucine rich transmembrane protein 2 (gene Flrt2). Lineage: Eukaryota; Metazoa; Chordata; Mammalia; Rodentia; Caviidae. The transcript is spliced from 3 exons. Gene Ontology annotation, molecular function: protein binding. Bases 1026 to 3008 code for a protein of 660 amino acids. The record is from RefSeq and is a predicted model, not a curated record.